UAUUCCUUUCUAAGUGUAGUAUUUUGCAUUUGUCCUUGUUGAAUUUCAUCCUGUUUAUUUCAGACCAUUUCUCCUGUUUGUCAAGAUCACUUUGAAUUCUGAUCCUGUCCUCUGAAGUGCUUGCAACCUUUCCCAGCCUGGUAUCAUCUGCCAUCUUUCUAUCUCCAGGGUGGUGGUGGUGGUGAUUCUGCCUAGAUCUUUCAGUCCUCCUGAGAAGAGGAGAGCUGUUGCUCAGAGCCCAUCAGUCCCAGCAGUGCUGCUAUAGCUCUGAUUAACAUUCCUUUCAUAAACCAAGUGAUAAAAAGGGAGGAUUCCUUAACUCUCUUCUAAAUCUUCCUGUGGCAGUGUUGAUUGACUGCCCGUGUGCAAUUUAAAAAAAAUAUAUAGGGAUAGAACUGGAGGAGCUCCCCCACCCCUUCAAUUGAUGUCAUGACCACCAGCAUUCAGCUUUGGAUUAAAUCACAGUGACAGUUCACUUCAGCAUAAAUCCAGAUCUGAUCUAUCUUUUAGAGUGAGAACAAAGCUUUCAUUCUGAGGUUCUGCAGCUUAAUGUUACACUUGUUUAAACAGCUUCUUUAGGGUUGGGUUUGUCUUUGAGCAGAAUGUCAAAAAGACAGUGUACUGAACAGCUAUAACAGAAUCCACUGCCAACUUCUAUAGCACCUUUCAUGCAAACUCAUCCCUAGGCACUUUAGUGGAACUAAAGACACCAAUUGUGUGAACUGUCGUUUUGUUUUCUUUUGUCCAGUCAAUUUUCUUUAGCCCACUCAAUUCUUCUAUUUAAGUAGAUUAUAUAUUUUGCCCAAUAAGAGCCUUUUCUUCAGAAAAAGAUAGCUGUUAGUGUGAAAAUUUCUUUUAUUCAGUCAUUUCUCCUUUUGACUUGCCCAAACAUCCCCAGCUGCUCUCAGAAUCUUGCUUUGAAAGGAGCUUGUGUUCAGCUUUCAAAUACCUGUUGGGUUUUGAACACUCUCCAAGGGGAAAGAAUUGUCGUUUUUCUUUUAGAAAUACUGGGUUUUGCUUCUGGUUUUAUUGAUGUAGGAAGAACUUUCCCUUCUGGUUAAUCAGAACUUGAAAUGCUAGAACUGCACGAGUUGCCUUUGUAAUUCUGUUUGUGCUGGCGUCCCUUAAUUCCCCUAUUUCCCUCCAGGCAUCGACGCAGAGAGGCCCUGGAAAACAGCCAAUUGCCCAGGCCCUGGAAAACAGCAUCUGAGACGUUCUUGCUGCAGCUCCUACAGUUGUCCAGUAUGGGGCACUUGCAGAAGAACGAUGUUCUAGCUGGCCAUUUUGCUCUAGGGUAGCUGCAUGUGUCUAUACAUGCGAGUACUGGACUUCUUCAUAAAAGAGAAGAAGAGAGCCAUUCAGACAUUUAGGAAGGGGAAGUAGUAUAAUGUUUGGAACAGGGGGUAGGAAUUGGACUUCAGAUUCUAUUCCCAGUUCUGGCACUGAUUUGCUGUGUGGUCUGGGGCAUUUUGCUUCCAUUUACUUUUCUAUAAAAUGGAGUUAAAGGUCAUCCGCUGCGUAGGGAUUGUGAAGCUGAAUGUUUGCAAAGUUUGAGGUCCUCUAAUGAAAGGUGCAAUAAAGUAUGUACAUUUGUUCACUGAGAAAUAACUUCCCUUACUCUCGUCCUGCUCCUUUUAUUCGAUAGGUUCCCAGAUGCAAACACAAGAAUCCCUUCAUGUCAUGUGCCACUAAAAUGCACAGCCAUCUCUGGUGAGGAGGUUUGCAGCCAAGCUGGACAAUCAGCACACAACAGCAUGUGGACAAAUCUUGGCCAGCAUCAUUAGUGAUUCAUUUAGAAUGAGACCCUAUUCUAAUGAGCGGUGGAAAAUGAAGAUCAGGAACUCAAGUUGUUUUGUCAAGCCAAGCCUUAGCGAUUGUUUUGCCUUUUUUAAUAAUAAAAGCAGGUCCCCUUUCAGCAGCAUAUUAUAGAAAGGGUGCUUCUUUCCCAUCUCAGAAUAGUCCAGUCUUUGUCUUCAGUUUCUCUUUCCCACUCCCAAAAUAGAAAUGAGGCCUGUGGAUAUCUGUCUGUGCUAGACCCAGAACAGAAAUACUAAGUUAUGUUUACCACUUAUGAAGUGCUCUUGGGAAGAAAAUUUACUUUUAUCAUCUGUUUUUAGUAUUUAACUGGUCUUCAAUCUCUUGUACUAUUUUACAUUGUAUAGUUCUUGGUUCACACAAAAUCAGUAUCCAGUUUAAUUUAUCUAAAUUGCUACAGCUGCCUCUGAGGUGGAAUAUGACAGCUGUUUAAUAGCUCACAGCAACAGUUUGAAAGAGGAAAUUAACAGUGUCCUCUUGACACUUCAGGGAAAAUAGAAGGACUUCUAAUGUAAUUAUCCAAAUUAGGAUUUAGCCAGGAUGCUGGCUCAAUGUGUCAUGAAAUUAUCAUGACCACAAGUGAUCAGGACCUGUUUUGUAUUCUUGUCCACUACAUUGGAGCUUUGGGGUCAGUGCUGAUUCAAGAGGAGGAGAUCCUUCUUGCAGCACCCUGGAUUUUCUUAGCUGUCUUCCAUCCAAAUACUGACCUAAUCUUGACCUACUUGGCUUGUUAAAUCUGUUCAUCCCCCAAGAUUGUAUAACUGAAGGCUGUGAGUUCCAGUGACACCUCAGGAAGGUGACUGACAUUGGAGCAUGGAAAGGGAAGUGUAGUCCAGUGUGGUGAUUUUUCUCAUCCACAAUAUUUGUAAAGUGGGGGAGAAAAUCAACAGCAAAUUCCUCCAAGUCUGUUUGAGUGGGGGACAGGUAACCGCUGCUCUCAUUUAUAUACUUUAAAUGUUACUUUAAACUUUCUGCCUUAAAAACCAUCUCUGCAGCGGGUAUGUACAUGUUUCUGAAUCCCUCCAGGGAGACGGGGAUCUGAUGAAAGCUGAAGAAAGUAGUACAUGAUAUUAAACGGUUCCCACCCUUCUUCCUAACAUGGUUAAAUUCCCUUUGUUUCCUAGCAUGGCAUUGGCUAAGGAUUUGGCUGCAGAUUUUCAGGCAGCUUGAGAGAGAAAUGAUGACAGCUGGGAGGCUGAGAUAUGAAAAUCUGUCUUUGGAGUUUGUUUGGGUAAAGAGUGAAGGGGAUCUUUAUCGAUAGCAAGAAACCAGAAAUUUAUUUAACCCAAGAUAGUCUGUCAAAUCAGAAAGCGGCUACUGAAGAACUGACUGGCUCAGGAGAACAUGAAUGGGAUGCAGAGCUUUUUGCCUCUCGUCACUGAUCUGAAUCCAAUCUUGGUUAGGAAACCAUAUGUUAAAUCACCGAACAAUUGUCUGUGAAAUAAGAUGCUUUGAUCUGUUUAUGCUCCAACUGCAAUCAAGCAAACUCCACCUGCAAAACAGAUGGGGCUUGCAUGGUCUCCAGCUCCAACCUGGGCGGAGUUGAGCACCACAUCCGGACCUGCAUCCCUAAAGCAGAGCUGAUUCCUGCUGGAAAACCCUUCUACUGCCUGAGUUCAGAAGAUCUGCGGAACACACAUUGCUGCUAUGUUGAUUAUUGCAACGAAAUUGACCUAAAGGUACCCAGUGGUCACGUGAAAGAGAAUGAACCUCAGUCUAGUUGGGGCCCUGUGGAGUUAGUAGCAGUGAUUGCAGGGCCUGUCUUCCUUUUGUUUGUCAUCAUGAUCGUAGUGGUUUUCGUCUUUCAUCACCACCAACGAGUUUAUCACAAUCGUCAGCGGUUGGACAUGGAAGAUCCCUCUUGUGAAAUGUGUCUGUCCAAGGAUAAGACUCUGCAAGAUCUAGUUUAUGAUCUCUCCACUUCUGGCUCUGGCUCAGGUUUGCCACUCUUUGUCCAGCGAACUGUGGCUCGAACCAUUGUCCUGCAGGAGAUCAUUGGAAAAGGCCGCUUUGGUGAGGUGUGGCGUGGCAGGUGGCGUGGAGGUGAUGUGGCUGUGAAAAUCUUCUCUUCACGGGAAGAGCGCUCCUGGUUUAGGGAAGCAGAAAUAUACCAAACUGUCAUGUUGCGACAUGAGAACAUCUUGGGGUUUAUUGCUGCAGAUAACAAAGAUAACGGGACUUGGACUCAGCUGUGGCUUGUCUCUGAUUACCAUGAGCAUGGCUCUCUAUUUGAUUACCUCAACAGAUACACAGUGACCAUUGAGGGGAUGAUUAAACUGGCCCUGUCUGCUGCCAGUGGGUUGGCACACCUACACAUGGAGAUUGUGGGGACACAAGGAAAACCAGGGAUUGCACACAGGGACUUGAAAUCCAAGAACAUCCUGGUGAAGAAGAACGGCAUGUGUGCCAUUGCUGACCUGGGUCUGGCUGUCCGGCAUGAUUCUGUUACCGACACCAUUGAUAUUGCACCAAAUCAAAGGGUUGGAACCAAACGAUACAUGGCCCCUGAGGUCUUGGAUGAAACCAUUAACAUGAAGCAUUUUGAUUCAUUUAAAUGUGCUGAUAUCUAUGCCCUUGGCCUGGUCUAUUGGGAGAUUGCUCGUAGGUGCAGUUCAGGAGGUAUCCAUGAAGAAUAUCAACUCCCAUACUAUGACCUUGUGCCCUCUGACCCCUCCAUUGAGGAGAUGCGGAAGGUUGUGUGUGAUCAGAAGCUGCGCCCCAACAUCCCUAACUGGUGGCAGAGUUAUGAGGCGUUACGAGUGAUGGGCAAGAUGAUGCGCGAGUGCUGGUAUGCCAAUGGUGCAGCUCGGCUAACGGCCCUCCGCAUUAAGAAAACACUCUCUCAGCUCAGCAUCCAGGAAGAUGUGAAGAUCUAGCCCACAAGUUGCAGCAUGAGGAAGCUGCUCAAAAGCUGCCAUGAUAGACGGGAUUGAGGCCUACCUCGUGUUUCUACCCAACCUACUGCUACCGACCAGGCCGUGUGACCUAUGGGCUGCUAGCCAGGGAGGACAGAGCCUAUUACAAGAAAUGUUCUUUUCCUGGUUUGGGUAUGAAACAAACAGAAACCUUUUAUAACCACCUCCUGACAGCGUGGAGACUUGAGAGGGAUUUGUGCGGAUGGCUCUUGCCAUGACCAUAACUUUUGUUCCUUUGAUGGAAAUCCCUGUGUAGUCCAGUGAAUAUGGCACGUUCGUUGGGAAGCGUUCAGGGCCUGGGAGUGGGGAGGGAAAGGGACGGUGGUAUUGCCAUACCUGCAGGUUUUCCAGGGACUGGCACAGACACACAGAGGCAUUGGCUUCAUAAACCCAUUGCUCCUUCUUUUGAGCUUGAAAAAUUCAAAGUCAGACUGGCUGCUUGUGUGUGUUUGUGUGUAUGUGUGAGUGCAAGUGUGUGCAUGUGCAAAGCCAUGUGUGCCCUGUGCCUGCUCAGUCCCCCUUAGACGUGCAGAGUAUCUGCUUGUAGAUUCGCACAUUCCUGUUUGUGUUUUUCUGUGCAUGUGCAAGUCCAAAGUGUCCUCUUCGGAGCUACGCGUGCUGGUGCCUUGCCUGUCCAGUAGUGAGCAUUAUCUAGCUUGAAUAGGCUACUUACAGCCAGAUCCUUCUUUCUCCUGGAGCAGGGCUCUAUCCUGCCAGUUGUACACCAGCUGCAGGAACUUUCUGUCAAGUUGCCUCACUGCCAUCCCUCUCCUUUUUAAAGCGGGUACUGAUUUUUUGUCCCUGAAAUUUAAGCUUCUGUUUUGAAAACCCUGGUUUGUAAUGUGUGGUAGUAUGAAAGGAUUGCCUUGCCAGAGGAGCCAUCCGCGGGAGGGAUGCAAAGGAGACAAGAAGCGUGUCUGAGAGAUUGGAGCUGGCGCUACCCCUGGGUGGAGGGGACCAGGCCACAGGGACAUGCAGGAUAUCAGCCUCUUAGGAGCAUAACCCUUGGAUCUCUCAAAGGGCUUUGGCAGGAACACUCUAUAACUUGGAGCCAAGCAUUUAAAGUCUGAUCUGUGAAGAUCUGUGCCCACGAAAACAAUUGUGCACAGCACCUCUCAAGGAGCACUCGGCACGCUGCAGGAUCUGACCAUUGGCGACUAGGAUUGGAAAUACGUGUAUAUCUUUUAAAUAUACAUAUAUAAAUAUCUCAUAUUCUGGAAGCAGCUGUGUAUAACUCUUCGGGUGGGGUAGGGAGGGGGUAACUGCAUGAAUCUUAUUUUAAUUGAAUAACCAAUCAGGGUGAAGUAGAAUUGAUUUGACUGUUGCCUAGUGAAUGUUAGAAAUAGUCCAGGGCAGAGUCCUGUGUCUGAACUGAAUGCAGCAUUAAAGGCAACAUUAGAAGGCUGGGUUGUGUGAUGGUUAGGGUGUUAUCUGCGCUGUGUAACUGAAGCCAUAACUUUUAACUGGAGUGCAUUUGAUUAUUUUUUAUUUGAUCGGGAGGGUCUGGAUUUUAACUUUUUUUAAUAUUGUUAAUUUUUAUAAGAGAAGAGAAACAAUCUAUAAUUACCUCUCAACCUCUUUGUUUGUAAAGAAAUCACUGCAAAAAAGAAAAAAAAAAUCCAAAUGCACACAGCUGAAUUUACACUGGAACUUUCUACUCGAACCUUGAGCCUGCUCUGUAAGUUGAGCGUUCAUCUCUUCUCUGGCUCGCAGGUUGUUGUUUUUUAACAGACUUUCUGUUCUCACUGUCUCUCUCUUCCCUCGGGCCCCCAUCCCAUCUGUGAUUUAGAUCUGUCAAAUGAGGAGUCUUUUUUGCAUUCUCCCAUUGCUUUUAAAUGACAGGCAGGACAGAGCUGUCUCCUGUCUGCAGCGGUCUGCAUCUUAGACUCUGGGUUCGCGGGGCAGCAUAUGUGCUUGGUGAAUGUACAGCUUCCCCUUCUCAUUGGUUCUGAUUAUUUCUCAGCCAGAAAUUACUGCAUCUCCAAUGUGACUUGUUACUUACUGAACCCUUCUUCUGCAUUGAGAAACCAAGGUGGUGUGUGCCUUAAAAAUACCUACAAGACUCUUCAGCUACUGUGGCGGGACCUUUAGGAUGAGACUUGGGCUGGGGCGGAAGUCUGAGCAACUGAAAUAAACUGCCCUAGAGAGGCCCAUCACACUGAUAAGUAGGGAUUGCCAUCUGGUCUUCCCAUGAGCAUUAAGAAAAUUCUCCCUCCAGAGCACAAGGUCUCCUGUUCCAUUAGCUGUCCAAAGACUUUCUUUAUGACACUAAUUCAGCAAUUUAAUUCCUUGGUUGAUCCGCUCUGCCACCCUCCAACAGUAGCCACACAUGUACCUGCCUCAAUACCAUACCAAACAGCACAUGCCAGAGUUGUACUGGACCCGAAUGUCUAGAAGAGGUGGGGUGGAAGGGGUUGGUAUCACCUUGUGAUAAGGAUUGUGAAACACACUCAGUUCAUAGGUACAGAUAAGAGCAGUCAAACCCUCGCUGGACCCUCUGAAAUGGGAAUAACAAUGUAGCAUUUAUACAGCACUUUUCAUACAACUGUGCAAGAGUGGUGUGCAAACCUUACUUAGCUGACUUGUAGCAAAUCUAGAAAUCACUUUGCCCGGCACUGAAAUGCAGUCUUGUCUGAAGUGAAACACACCAGCUGUUUUCACAGCAUACAGUAACAAAACAAUUGGGUUUAGGCAUUUGGUUCAACCAGGGGAGGUGUUUCAGGUUGAUCAAUGGGAUCAAACUGAGGAAGGGUUUCAGGUCAAAGCUUGUGCCUCUAGUCUUGGACACAAGAUGAAUGGAUGGUACUCUGGCUUCAGAACAGAUCUUUCUGGGUACUUCUCUGCCCCUUUCUAUGUACAUCUUAUUAGAAAAGGACUGUAAAAUAGUCACUUAGACACUUUACCUCUUCAGUAUGCAAAUGUAAAUACAUUGUAAUAUAGGAAAUCUUGUGUUUAAUAUAAGAACAAGCUGUCCAAUUUCUGCUGUACAUUAUUAAAGUUUGUUUUAUUCACACAAA
This is a messenger RNA of Chrysemys picta bellii (western painted turtle), 7747 nucleotides long. It is a transcript of the gene ACVR1B, whose product is annotated as activin A receptor type 1B. The record is from RefSeq and is a predicted model, not a curated record. Gene Ontology annotation, cellular component: activin receptor complex; plasma membrane. Lineage: Eukaryota; Metazoa; Chordata; Testudines; Emydidae. Gene Ontology annotation, biological process: activin receptor signaling pathway; cellular response to growth factor stimulus; protein phosphorylation. Gene Ontology annotation, molecular function: ATP binding; activin receptor activity, type I; activin binding.